This is a messenger RNA of Cyphellophora attinorum, 963 nucleotides long. RefSeq lists its product as uncharacterized. The transcript is spliced from 6 exons. The record is from RefSeq and is a predicted model, not a curated record. The coding region runs from base 1 to 963 and encodes 320 amino acids. Lineage: Eukaryota; Fungi; Ascomycota; Eurotiomycetes; Chaetothyriales; Cyphellophoraceae.
AUGGCUCCAGAACUUGUGUCGCCGUGGUCUUGUUGGGGUGGAGGGAUUCUUGAGUCGGAUCGAGCUCUUGACGCUGUGUCAGGCGAUUUGUCGCAGGAUCUUGGUGUUAACCUCAACUUCAUCGGGGACUCGGAACAUUUUGCAGGCAAUCCAGAAUGCACCCACGAUCCCAAAGCGCGCUCUGUGGAGGACACUAGACUCUAUCUCAACCAAGGCAACUUCGAUCGCGUCUUUCGCAAGUAUCAGAUGAAGACCGGCCGCAACGUCUUUCCUGAUGGUGAAAAUGGCGUCCGCCAGGUAGUCACAGGUCCGGAGGCCUGCUCUUUCUUAGUGGCCAAGGCUGUGAUGGUCGGUGCCAGAAUCCGCAACAAGCAGCUCGAAUGGCUCAAAGCGAACUACAAGAAGGCGGGUCUCUGCAAAGAGGGCAUCGAACAGAUGGAGAAGGCUUUGGCAGACUACCCUAAUGACGGCACUCCCUACCACCUCAUCGAGCCCGAUAGAACAGACCACGAUAUCUAUCACGCUUUCGAGGAAGCCCGAGCGAAGAUCAUGGGUGGCAACACACGCCUUGACUACCCGGCCCCACGAUAUUUCGAGAUAGACGUUCCAACUCAAGAUCCUCUGAAAGCAUCCAAGGUCAAGGAGAGACGUGCGAAAGGCGAGCCAACUUGGUUUCCCGGAGGUCCCGUGCUACGAGAGUGUGGCAAAUGUGGCGUCCUCCAUCAUCAUGUCGAGAAGCUCAGCGCAUGCUCGGCCUGCAAGAAGAUCCUCUACUGCGGUAAAGACUGCCAACGCGCUCAUUGGAAAGUGCACAAGAAGCAUUGCGCCAGCUUUGCAGCUGCUCCACCUCCACCUACCAUGGCUGAGAUCGAACGAUUCCGGUCCCCCAUGCUGAAGGCUGGUCACGAUCCGCUCGCUAAGCCAGGAACGGUCCUCUUCCCCCUGGUGGCGGAGUCUUUAUGA